UGUUGGCGACUAUGUUAUCUGACUUAUCGCUUGUGUUUUUGUAACCUCCAAUUUCAAGUUCAUUUUUUAUAACAAAAAAUCUAAUUUAAAGCUAGUUGUUAGAAGAUAAAAUUUCUAGAUAAAAAAUAAUUGUUUACAAUGGGUCGACAAAAGAACCAGCCUGCAAAAUUAAAAAACACAGAUGAAGAUUUUGGCUUUCGAAAGCCAAUAGAUUACAUUCCAAUUAAAAAACGAAGAAAUAAGAAAGGAAAAGGUUCUUCAGGACCUUGUUAUAAAAUAAUUUUACCUUCUGGCCGAAACGAAGAGUUUUAUUUGGGGGACAUGCUAGUUGGAAGCACAAAUAAUGAACUUCCAGAAAGUUGGAAGUCUUGCAGUAUUAGUUUUGUGAGUGCAGAUUUACAACAUUUGGUUAUUAACUUGGAUUCCACGUCCGUUGUAGUUCAAGUAAUACCAGAACACGAUAUAAUUAAAGAAAUUAUAAUUACGAAAAUUUUUGCGAUCAGUGUGAGUCUUGUUGAGGGUAGUGUGUUUUUUAAGCUUUACUUCUGUAAUUUACCACUGCCAAAAUUUAAUAAAAAAGUAGGAUCUUGUGUUCAAACAGUAUUAACGCUUUUGGGAUACACUCCGGAGUGUCCUGAAGAUGUAGGUGAUAAUGAUGUAGAUAUGUCCAGUAAUUGCACACUCACUCAAUUGUAUAAAAAUAUACGAAAAACACGCGAAACACACUUAAAUCUUGGCUGUGCUGACGUUCAAGACUCGAGACUUAAGCCUCAGCUCAGGCCUUAUCAGGCCGAUGCGGUUCGGUGGAUGUUAUACAGAGAGAAGAAAUUGGAGGAUGCUCAAGACGAGCUGCAUCCUUUAUAUUCUGUGAUAAAACUAAAAUCGGGCCUCGAAAUUUAUUUUGAUAAAUAUUCAGGCUUUGUUGACACCACCAAACCAAUCGUAGACCCAUCAAGCAGGGGCGGUAUUUUAGCAGACGAGAUGGGUUUAGGCAAAACUGUGGAAGUUCUCGCCUGCAUCCUCCUCCACCCGAAACCUGAUGGAGCCCCCAAGCCCCUUGAUCUGGAGAAAACCCCAACUGUGGACCUCGUAAACCGAAAACGCCGAAUCCUGACCCAAAAACCAGUUAGCACACCCCAAAAAUUAAAAAUCUCGGAAAGUUGCGUCAAACCCAGUGGAAGAAAAUCAGAAAAGUAUAUUGCUCUCGAAAUGUGGUACAACUCGGUUCUGCAGAGCGCCGUGCCCAAGGUCGCCCCCAGCCCGCCGGAGCCCGCCCUCCAGUGCAUAUGCGGGGGCGCGGACGACGAGGGCAGCGUCACUUGCACCGAGUGCGGCAAAAUGCAGCACGGGGCUUGUCUGGGGUACAGCACACAGCUGGGGCCUUACAUAUGCCCCCAGUGUUGGCUGAGCCAGCCCCAAAUCGAAUGCAAAGCCACCCUCAUUGUCUCGCCUAUCUCUUUGCGAACGCAGUGGUGUAAGGAGAUCUGCAGGCAUGUGAGGGGCGAUUUCAAGGUUUUGCAAUAUGGGGGCUCCUCAGUCACUCCGGUGUACCCAACUGCGUUGACUAGUUACGACGUUGUGAUAACCACGUACAAUGUUUUGCAGACUGAGUUAAAAUUAACCGAAACUGAGAAAGCUUUGUCUUUGAGACAUCAGCGCCGGUAUUCGGCCCCUGGGAGUCCCCUAACUACGGUCAAGUGGUGGCGGCUGUGUUUGGACGAAGCACAAACUGUUGAGACGCCAACAAGCAUGGUUUCAGCAAUGGCCAAGAAAUUAAACGCUUAUUUCAGGUGGGCCGUCACUGGAACCCCCAUUUCAAAGGACAUUUCAGAUUUGCACGGCCUGAUCGAUUACCUACAAAUAGAGCCGUACAAUGACAAGUUUACGUGGGAACAGUUAUUAUUUAAGCUGUACGUUCGGGGAAACCCCGAGCCAAUGCUCAAAUUUCUAUCUGAAGUACUAUGGCGUUCUUCUAAGGACGAAAUUAUUGAUCAAAUAAAUAUCCCGAAACAAACAAUAAUAGAGCACUGGUUGAGUUUUUCCGCUGUUGAGCAGUACUUUUAUAAAUGUGAGCACCAAACAAGCCGUGAGGCAUUUUCGAAUAAAGUCAGGACUUACGAACCGGAUUUGCCUUUGACAUCAUUGGAUAGAAGUUCAUUGAAAAGUGUUCUUGCACCUUUAUUGUCCCUUCGUCAAGUUUGUACGUACCCGAAUUCGGCACACACCAAGUAUUUAAUAACGAAAAAACCAGUCAAAUCGAUGAAGGAUCUCCUUGACGCACUUAUAGCCCGUAAUGUAAAUGAGUGUGAAGAGCAUUUGCGAGUUAUUUUGAGUUCUUUAAACGGACUUGCCGGUAUUUAUUUGCUCCUCGAAGCUCCAGAACAAGCAAUUGAGCAGUACCGUGAGGUGUUACAGUUAUACACCCGUUUUACUGAAGAAGAAAAAAUUUCUAAAUUAAAUGUUGAUAAGUUACAAGUCGUCCACACUAUGCAUAAUCUCGCGGAAAUUCUCGAUGCGAAUCCGGGAAAAUUCGCCAGGACCUUGCGAGAUGAAAACCUGCGAAAGGACUGUGCAGAUCUAGAGCAAAAAUAUAUAGAGCGGUUUAUCAACCAGAGUAUGGCUGUCCUUCAGGACGUUUUAUUAAUUUCCGGAAACAUUGAAAAACUGCAAAAUAGUUUUAUCCUCGCCCCCGGGAAAUGGUACAGCGAUUUGUUGGACUGGAUCUACAUCCACAGCUACGAGCAAGAACUGCACACCAAAAUCAUGAAUUUGCACAGCGAUGCCAACGUGAAAUGCACCGUAGAGUCCCAAAGUCCCAGAACAUUGAUUUAUUGCAUUGCCACUUGGGACGAAAACAUAUCAGAACUGCGCGAAACCACAAUCGAAGUCGUCAAUGAUUUAUACACCCACUGUCCUGACGACGAAUUUAAAAUAAUAAUCGCUCAAGAGUUGGUACAAAAAGCCACAGACUGCCACCUCCGCCCUCAGAAAAAGUCCAAAAGUAGGAAAAAAUGCCCGGUUUGUGUGGCUAACGACCACCUGAAAGCCUACGAACUCAAGUUAUUCGCAAUGUCGAAACGAACGGAGACUUUCGUGGAUAUGUCGCUUAAGGGGAGCUGGAAACCGACACCGGAAGAACUCAUUUUCAAAUCAAUACUAGCGGUCGGCCGGUCGAAGAACGCUGACGCCACUUUGUUAAAAGACGGUGAAGUUCAUAUAAAUAUUUUAGAAACCCUCAAGAAAGAGUUUAAAGAAGUGAGAAAGUUGUGGACGUACCUAGAGCAACAAAUAUGUGCACAGGACGAGCUGGACAUGUGCAAAAUUCGCUUGAGGCUCAAGGAAGCUAACGAGGAGGAGAAGCAAAACAAAAUUUUGCAAAACUUGAAUUACAAUAUUGUGAAUAAGUUGGAGACUAUUCACGUUUUGGACGUGCACGAGGUCGGUUACCAAAGAACCGUUUUACAUUCGGAGGAGAACCGGAACAAGGCUCUCCUAGAGAAAAAUUUAGGGACAAGGAGUUACUUGGAGACGUUGCGGACGCAACAGUAUGAGGAUCAACCGCCUGACCCUUGCCCCAUCUGCAAAAAUUGUUUGGAGAAGCAGUGGUCGAUUUUGUCGUGUGGCCAUUGCUAUUGUUUGGAGUGCAUCCAACUUCUGAUUGAUCAGACCAAGGGUCACCACGUGCAAUGCUCCGUUUGUCGUUCGUAUCACCUAACAAGUGAGAUUUCUUAUAUAAAACCGGGGGAGCACCAAACCGUCCCCGAGAGUGAAAAAAUCGCCGGGAAUUACUCAACAAAAGUCGAAAGUAUCGUCCGUUUAAUUUUAAAAUUGAGACUCGAAGAUGAGGACGUCAAGAUCUUGCUUUUUUCGACUUGGAUCCCUGUUUUGUCGUACAUUAGGGAAGCCUUGACUAAGAAUAGUGUCACGUCCGAAUUAAUCACUUCUGGUAAUUUGGAAAAACAGAUUGAAAAAUUUAAGGAUGCUGAUCAAAAUAUUACGGUCCUCCUUUUGCCUAUAAAUCUCGGCGGUAAGGGACUUAACUUGAUUGAAGCCACUCAUGUAAUACUGACCGAGCCUUUGCUCAAUCCGGGCGAGGAGCUUCAAGCUAUUGGCCGAGUUCAUCGGAUUGGCCAGACCAGACCGACUGUUGUCCACAAGUUUUUCAUAAAACACACGAUUGAGGAAAGUAUACAGAAGGCAGUAAGCACCGAUGCGAAAAAUUGGGAGAAGAAUAAAGUUACCCUAGGGCAGUUGGUAGAUUUGUUUGUCACCGAUGAUGCUUCCGAAGAACAACAAAAUGAAAAUUCCGACUUGUAGUUUUUGUACUUAUUUCAAUGUUUCAAUAAAGUUUUACAUUUUUA
This is a messenger RNA of Tribolium castaneum (red flour beetle), 4361 nucleotides long. RefSeq lists its product as uncharacterized. The transcript has 13 exons. Lineage: Eukaryota; Metazoa; Arthropoda; Insecta; Coleoptera; Tenebrionidae. Gene Ontology annotation, biological process: protein polyubiquitination; DNA damage response. Gene Ontology annotation, cellular component: nucleus. The record is from RefSeq and is a predicted model, not a curated record. Gene Ontology annotation, molecular function: ATP binding; ATP-dependent chromatin remodeler activity; ubiquitin protein ligase activity. The coding region runs from base 139 to 4317 and encodes 1392 amino acids.